Molecule: messenger RNA, 841 nt
Organism: Caenorhabditis sp. 36 PRJEB53466
Lineage: Eukaryota; Metazoa; Nematoda; Chromadorea; Rhabditida; Rhabditidae
Source: the annotation of a GenBank genome assembly
AUGAUUGCGAUUCUUUCCGUCGUUUUCGCCUUCUUGGCUCCACAAGCUAGCGCUGUCAUCAGCGGAGAUCUCAACUGUACCACGUACAAUGGAUCCGCCGUGAGUUGCACGAAUUCAGACCAUCAAUUAGAAUCAACUGAAUUUCCAGUUCGUGUGGGCUCCAUCGGCCGUCGCUUGCUCCAACAACAUUGCCGACUCCUCGUGUGCCGUUCUCUACCCAGCUCCAGUCACUGCCGACGGAUACCCGUCCGCCGGAAGAGAUCAGCAGAGACCUCUCGCCUGCUACACCACCCAAACUGCCACUCCGGCCGGAAUCGUGAUGGACAUGAAGGCCGCCGCCCUUAACAACUGCGCCAGAACUUGCGGAUUGUGCUGCCAGACUAACGGAUACAACUGCCCUAAUGUUGCCUGUAAGUACUGCUUCAAAGCCUUCGGAGACUUGAACUUUGAGACUUCAGAUCCACGUCUCAACUGCAACACCAUCACCUCCGCUCAGUGCGCCUCGUCCGCCUGGCGUUCCAUUAUCGCCGUCGACUGUCCAUCGGCCUGCGGAUUCUGCAACAUGGGAGGAUGCGUUGACGCCGUCACCGAUUGCGCCAACGACGUGACCAUCUGCCGCACCGUCGGACUCCAGGACUUUGUGAACACGUACUGCCAGAGAACGUGCAGCCGUUGCGCUUCCUCCACGACCGUCUCGUCGUCCUCCUCCUCGUGCUCCUCCUACAUUGCCGACUCGAGCACCGCCUGUAAAUCCUGGGCCGCCAACGGCUUCUGCACCAACACCUUCUACACUACGACUCAACGCAAGGCCUACUGUGCCACCACUUGCAAACUCUGCUAG